CCACACAUGAUGGCUGUACUCUGAGGCGUGCUCCUGCUGUCGUUUCCCGAGCUCUGUCUUGAUCAGUCAUUCUUGGUCAACGACUCAACCGUCCAUAACCUUCUCGGAGUUCUGACUUCCAAUGCCAAUGAAGGCCUAGAAUCAACUUUCUUUUCCAUGUGUCAAAAUGUCCUCAAUAUUUCAAGCAUCCUCUGAUGCGUCACGUGCCGACUCAAGUGUCGACUCAAGUGUGGCAGAAAGUAUCCAGAGCUUAUACAGGAAUGCAUCUGGGACUACAUCAAGUGGGAAUCAUGUGGAUCGGACAGGUUCUCAACCCGAAAUGGGACCACUGAGCCCAGGAGCUGGCCCUAUCACUAGAUUAGGUGCAACAAGCUCGCAUCUGCCAAAUCUAGAAACUCGACAGCACUCAGUCCUCUUCUAUCUCUCUCUGAUUGAAGGGCGAUGCAGGACACAGGCUGCACGUAUUCUCAACGAGGGUCGUCACCCUGUCGACCAAUUGCCAGAAAAUGACCCGGAGGUUCGUGCUCUUGCUCGGCAGCUUUUCGCGGAAAUGUCCAGCGAACUUCACAAGGCUGGCAUACUCCCCGAUGAAUUUGCAGGAAGAGAUCUCGAGGACCUCAGAGCACGAUAUCUAAACACUUUCGACGCCAUUCUCCAAAACAUUGCAACAAAAGAAACAACCCACCUUUACCAGCAGAGUACGUAUAGUUCUAUUGAUAGAUCUAACGUAUUUGCGGUUAGCACAAGAUCACCAACUGCCCUGGAGAAGAGACACCAAUACGACAACUUAGCCAUGGCUCCCAAAUCCUUCCUUUACUCUCACAUCCUGAGGGACGGUGGUGGCGAACGAAUGCCGACUUCAAUCUUCCAGACACAGUAUGAGAUCAAGUCCGUGAUUGGCAGGGGAGGCUAUGGUGCUGUCUACAGGGCAAAAAACCUUAUUGAUGAACAAGAGUAUGCAGUGAAGAAGAUUGUCAUAAGUGGCAAGAAGGUCAAGCUGGCUGUCAGCAGUGAUCAGCAGCACGCUUUGCUUAUAGAGGCCCGCACUCUUUCAAAGCUGAACCAUCAAAACAUUGUACGUUAUUACGGUGUCUGGGUUGAGACUCGCCCAGAGGAGCAGUCCAGGGAUGAUGAGACAGCAUCUGGCCAGCCUUCAGAAUCUGCCGCUUCAGAGAGCUCGAAUGGUUCACAGGAUACAUCUGCCCAAUUGGAACCCUAUGAGGAACCCAUGCUCUCUGAUAUGGAGGGUUCGGAUAUUUUUGAAAGAGCCUUACCAUCAACAAAGUCCGCGGGAUAUCCGGAGUCAUCAGCACAAAGCAGCCAAUCUACUGGAGCACAAAACGCUCUGAUUAAGAGAUCUCCAUUCUUCAGAGGCCCUGAUUCUGAAUCCGAGUCUGAAAAGGAUAAGGUUGUUCCACGAUAUAUGCUGCCAAACCAAACUGCAAAGCCAAACCUAGAUGCCGUUCUAUUCAUCAAGAUGGAUAUCUAUCCGAUGACAUUGGAGGAUUUCUUGUGGCCAGAACAGAUACGCGAAGGAGGUCCUAUUGAGGUGCAACAUUGCUUUCAUACUCUGACAACCGUGCGUAUCCUUUAUGCUAUCUUGGAUGGAAUCGACUACAUUCACGAUCUUGGAAUCAUUCAUCGAGAUCUCAAGCCGGGAAACAUCCUCCUCUCUGUCCAGCAAGACCCAAAAUCACCAUCCGCAGGAUCCAUUAAUAUAAGCAGCUGCCCAGAAUGCCCUAGUGGCCUUCAUGGCAAACCAACCUUCAUUACGCCUCAUAUUGGGGAUUUUGGGUUGGUGGCCACGCAUCUAGCAAAAAUGAAGGAGGACUCACAUGUCGGCUCCAAAUUCUACUAUCCACCUUCGACAGACGGUAUAAUUUGCCCCAAACUCGAUGUGUACGGCCUGGGUGUUAUUGCAUUUGAGCUACUUUACAAAUUCAGUACGAGAUCAGAGCGAGUUAAGGUACUCGAGGAGCUGACCAAAGGUAUAUUCCCUGCCGAUUUUGAACCUCAUGAAAUGGCAGCUGGAAUCAAAUUCAUGACCAAGCACGAUAGAGAAGAGCGAUGGGACUGUGCUGCUGUCCGAAAGUGGCUUCAAGAUAUUAAGAAACGCCAUGAGUCUGCGUAUUAGUGGGAAUGAGCGAUGGGAUUGUGCGGCUGUUCGGAACUGGCUUCGUGCCAUUAAGAAACGCGAUGGAUUUCUCUACUGGAGGGUGAGCGACGAGAAUGUGCUGCUGUUCAGCACUGGUUUCACGACAUCAAGAGACACUGAGGGUUUCUCUACUGGGGGUUGAGCGACGGGAUUGUGCUGCUGUUUAGAACUGGCUUCAUAUGACAUCAAGGAACGCAUGAGAGCUUCUCUACUGGGGUUUGAGCGAUGGGAUUGUAUUUUACUAAGAUACCCAGGCAGAAGUCACUGAGUGAUCUUGCAGGUUAUGAUCACUCAUUACGAAGAAGCAAUUGAAAGAAACUGAAAAUUAUGCCC
Amorphotheca resinae ATCC 22711 is the source of this 2488-nucleotide messenger RNA. RefSeq lists its product as hypothetical. NCBI's taxonomy places the organism in Eukaryota, Fungi, Ascomycota, Leotiomycetes, Helotiales, Amorphothecaceae. The record is from RefSeq and is a predicted model, not a curated record. The transcript has 2 exons. Gene Ontology annotation, molecular function: protein kinase activity; ATP binding. Bases 167 to 2134 code for a protein of 655 amino acids. Gene Ontology annotation, biological process: protein phosphorylation.